This is a messenger RNA of Fusarium coffeatum, 576 nucleotides long. RefSeq lists its product as uncharacterized. The record is from RefSeq and is a predicted model, not a curated record. The coding region runs from base 1 to 576 and encodes 191 amino acids. Lineage: Eukaryota; Fungi; Ascomycota; Sordariomycetes; Hypocreales; Nectriaceae. The transcript has a single exon.
AUGCCAGAGAUGCUUUGCUUCAGAGAUGGCGAUUCAAAAGAUCAUUAUACUACGAUACGUCCAUACAGAGACCUCUUUAUUUUGCAACCAGAUCGGUGGAACUUCAUCUGGUACGGCCUGCGACAUCACGCUCUGGCAUCACGACAAGAAGGAGAAGAUGGAUUUGUGAACUUGGCCAUAGAGUACAAUCCUCGUUGGAGAGAAACUGGCCCCGGAAUCGUUCAGAUGGCGCAAAGGAUUAUCGAAGCCAUUAUCAACACGCAUGCCUUCCCUGUCUGGAUAAUCGAUUACAGCAUCAAGAAAUCCCAAGGCCAUGCUCAUACUAUACCUAAAUCAGAAGAGAAUCGAUACGGCAUUGCAGUAUUCUACGGACAAGGCCGUAGAUUUGUCCAAGUUGAUUCUUCUGUGGAUAUUGGUGCGGAGAGAGGCAAUGCUGACAGUCAUUCUCCAUGCUCCGAGAGUUUUGUUAAGGACCUCGAAGCCACAAUAUACAAACAGUGGGAGCAUUAUCCUUUGCGAGGCGGCAAACAGAUGCCCGGUCCAACUAUUGGCCUCUUGGCGUGCGAAGACUGUUGA